This is a messenger RNA of Thunnus maccoyii (southern bluefin tuna), 3971 nucleotides long. It is a transcript of the gene ankrd33bb, whose product is annotated as ankyrin repeat domain 33Bb. Bases 1 to 1569 code for a protein of 522 amino acids. Gene Ontology annotation, molecular function: protein binding. The record is from RefSeq and is a predicted model, not a curated record. NCBI's taxonomy places the organism in Eukaryota, Metazoa, Chordata, Actinopteri, Scombriformes, Scombridae. The transcript is spliced from 5 exons.
AUGGUUUUAAUAACGGAGGAGCAAGGCGAAGGUGCAAAACUUCAAGAGAAUGGAGUGGCUGAGACUGAGUUCAGGACCAAUAAAGUGGCUACGGAUACACCUGUCAUGUCCAUCACCAAGACUGAUGAAAAUGUCGUCGAGUGUGAGGUGUCGGGAAAAGGCGAGAAUGACGAGUCUGAUGUUGAUUACACACAGAAUUAUUGGGAGGAUGAUGAUGAUGUAUACCAGGAGUUUGAGGAGCUGGACUUUGAUGCCCUACCAGAUCGCUCGGACACACAGAGCGUUCUCUCGGACGAUUCCUUCUAUCCCCCCAACAAUUCGGUCGGAUAUCACAUGUACCGCUCGCCAAGCCCUGAAAGCCCAGAGCCCAUCUCCUUCUUCAAGGCCUGCUGCAACAACAAUGCCAUCAUCGUCAAGAUUAUGAUCAGACAAGGGGUGACUGAGGAGGAAGUGAGGGAGACGGAUAGAAACCGAAGAUCUGGCCUGAUCAUGGCGUGCUACCAUGGCUACGUGGAUGUGGUCAUCGCCCUCGCUCAGUGCCCGUAUCUUGAUGUCAACUGGCAGGACAAUGAGGGCAACACCGCUCUUAUCACUGCAGCACAAGCAGGGCAUGUGUACAUCUCUAACUACCUGCUCAACUACUUCCCUGGGCUGGACAUCGAAAUGAGGAACUGUCACGGUUUCACAGCUUUGAUGAAGGCUGCUAUGCAAGGCCGGGCUGACACUGUCAGAGCUCUCAUGCUAGCUGGAGGUGACGUGCAGGCACAGAGCAACAGCCGCGCCAUGACAUCCAGGGAGUGGGCUCUCUUCACUGGUCGAUAUGAGACGGCAUACAUGAUGUAUCGGCUGAUGGCGAAGCCCUGUGCUGAGCAGUUCUGUGACUCCUUCUCCCUGGAGUGGCCCAUGCUGGAGGAGCUGGUAGCCCAGGCCCAAGAGCCAAAGUCCUGCUGGAAGCAGUUUGUCAACCUCUCAUCCUGCUGCCCUUACAAGUUUUACAUCAACAACAGGGUAAACCCUGUGGACGAUGGUGUUCUCGACCACAUGGUGCGGGUCACCACCAGUAUCAGCAGUCCGUUGAUAGCCACAGCUUGCCGGACAGUGUGCCCAGGCAGCCCACCAUGCGUCGGAAAGCGGCGCCAUGCAGUGCAGGAGAUCCUGAGGAGGCAACGGGUGGCUGAGCUGAAGCGUCUGGGCCCAGACAGACUGAACAACUACAAGAGAUUUUUCCAGAACUCACGGGUCCAGCUCAUCCCCAAGGCAAAGGACCGGAGGGCCAGCCUCCAGCCUCAGCUGCUGAGCGACAUGGCUACAGCGUCCACAGUGGCUAUAAGACGAGCAAGUCUCCUGCCACUAAAUAUGCUGAGGAGAAGCAGUGUGCGACCAGGCAUUGUGGUGCCCAAGGUGAGACUCUGCAAGGCCCCGGCUCCCAGCUACAAACCAGAAAAACUCAAACAGAGCAGUGACUACAACCAGCUCCAGAUCCCCAAGUGGGAUUACAAAAUGAAGAGAAUAGAAAGGAGGAAGGAGGAGGAGAGGCAGAAACUGGUAUUUGCGACAAAGAAGAGAUGAGGGAAAGGGGAAAAAAAGGGGCACUGUGCUCACAUUAUCUGACAAAGAAAGACAUGACUUGCUGCAACUUCAAAGAGCUUGAGUGUAUCUUGCUGAAAGGCCCUCACAUGGCUCACGCUCGCACAGUGUUUCAGUGCUGGAAAAAUUAACCUGAAGAAUUGACUCUGUUAAUGUGAAUAUAACUGCUAAUAUUUGUUUGCUGAGAUUGCCGAUUUUUGAUUUGUUGCCUUGUUCCUACCUGAAUUUGUGAUGCAAUGUGGAAAAGCUCAGGAAAAGAAUUCCACAUAUACUUUUUGUAAUUCCUGCCCACAGAAAACAUUUUUUCUGUGUCAACAGUUGAUAUUUAUGGUGCAUUCAAUGACAUGUGGCAAAAGAACAAAAGAAGAUGAAGUGUCAGGGCGUCAGUAUGCUUUAAACAAAGUUGAAUGAUAAUCAAAAAGAUUGGGAACCCCUGGUCUAAAGGGCCUGAUAUAGUCCAAAAUGGACACGGACGGAUGGACAUCCAUUAGGUUCUGUUCACUCAAGUGAAUUGGUAUUCCAACUUUGGAAUAUCACCAAACUAAAGGUACCCUGUGGAGGUUUUGACCACUAGUAGCACCAUGUAAUAAUGUUUCUCAAUCAGGAAGAAAAGGCAUUCAACACGUUUGUUAGGCCUCAAGGACACACCUUGCAUUUUGGUGAAAAACACUGAAUGUAAACAUAUUUAAUGUUGGUUUAUAAGAAAACCUCACAGGGCAGCAUUAAGUGUGGCAAUUAGGGACAGCUCUAAACACUUUUGCCCCUAGUUCAUUUCAAGCAUACUGAACCCUUAAAAAAGGUCAUCACCUUUGGAAAAACAAGGGUAGAUGAAAGAAGAAGAAAAGAGGAAAGGUUCAACAACAGAGGAGAUAUUCUGAUUUGGAAAGAAUGAGAAAAGGACACAUUAGGUAAACAGUUGAACAAAGUGAAAUCUGACAGCAGAAUUUGCUGUAUAGGAAAAUCAAGAGGGUAGAAAUGGGUCUUGAGAGGCAGGAAGGUGACAGCCAGAUGGAGGGAUUUCAGCAGAUGGAGAGAAGAGCUCUGACAUGGCCAAAUGAAGAUUCGUAGCUUGCUGCUACGGCAGAUUUCAAACUGGAAAGAAUCGCUGAGCAAUGCGGGAGGAAGCUAAGAAGCCAUUUUAUACUGAUGCAUAGUACAACAGGUAUUUGCAAGGAAGGGAAGAGCUUAUGAACAGUAUUUGACAGCUGAGCUGAGGAGCCAGCUCACACAGGCUUUGUAAAGGCUUUGUGGAGAAUUGGAAAGGCAGAGCCAGAAAUAAACAGCUUAGUAGUGGACUGACUUGUUGACUUGGGGUAUGCAUUUCUUGCUCUACGAGUACAGGAGACAGUCUGAGAGCCACUAUUAGCUGUUUCUGUGUGACUCGAUGCAUAUUUGAAUUUGGCACUGGAAAAUCAGUGAUGAAAAAAGCAUUUGAAAUGCUUUUUUACAUAAUAUAAGUAAAUUAAGUAUAUAUGCUACAAAAGUAUCAGUGAGGAAAAAAAUCUAAAAUAUGGUAAUUUAAAUAUGAAAAUCUCUAUUAAAGAUGGAUGGAAUGAGUUUAUAACGACGUACUGUUUUUCAUAUCACCUUUAUCACCCUCUAGUGGCAACCAGUAUAAAUUGCAACACGAUUAUCUCUGCAUGCCAUGCAGCCCUCCCAUCAGGUUCCUUUCAGUUAUGCCUGUUGAUGCCUGAUGUUAAGCUAAUAAGUGCCCACCAGAAAUUCAAAUAAAUAAAUUAUAUUGCAAGUGGGGCUGUAAAUCACUUUGAUUUAUUGCAGUCAUUUUUUGCUGUGAGGCAGGACAAAUGCGUGUUUAAUAUUUAAUCUGUCAUGUAACUUUUAAGACUUUAGUAAAAUGCUAGUAAACCAUGCAACACCAAAGUGAUGAAUGAGCUGUUUUCUGCUUUAGACCUGCUUGUCUAAGGGCUGGACUAAACUGGUCUGGUCUGGACCACAGUGGACUGGAGUGCUAAGGCCCACCUCCAUGGAUUUCUGCCAAAAAAUAGAGCCGUUAGGUAACAAAGCACAAGACAAAAUAUGAUUGAUUAGUAGCCUGUGCUGAAUUGUUAAUUUCUUCCACUACUGACCAUCUGAACAUUUCUGGUACUCGGAUGUUGACAGGGUGGAGAUAGAGCACUGGAUUGAGAUUCAGAAGCACCAGUGUCUCAGAUUUAUGAUUUUAAAAUCAGUUCAACAAACUGCAUUUCAUUUACUAACUACAUAGCUGACUGAAAGCAAGAACACAAACACUGAAAACCAGAUCAGCAUGCCACAUGUAAUGAAUUGAAACUGGCCUGGCAAAUACAUAUCACUCCAUCCCCAGGCUCUGACAGAAAGACCACAAUUAUAUACAUACCAUUGUGUUGACAGGGCUCUUCUUUCUA